CCGAGCCGCCGCCGAGCCGCGCCGCCUUCGGAGCCGGAGCGCACAACCCUGCUGGAGUUGAUUGCAGUCCUCAGCAACGCUGACUCUCUGCCAUGGAAUCGACUGGUGACGAUGAAGCGGUGGCGGCCUAGAAGAAAGCAGGCGCGGGAGCAGAACGAUGCCCAGGGCCGCUCGCCCUAGAACGCCACAGCAGGAAGACUCUCCUCUCAGCAGCGACAUGGUGGAGAAACAGACGGGGAAAAAGGAUAAAGAUAAAGUUUCUCUAACCAAGACCCCAAAACUAGACCGCAGCGAUGGAGGAAAGGAGGUGAGAGAGCGAGCCACCAAGCGGAAGCUACCCUUCACUGUGGGGGCCAAUGGAGAGCAGAAGGACUCGGACACAGAUGCCUCCAGCUCAGUCCAUGUUGUGGUACUGCAAGGCUGGUACGCUCCUCGAAGCACCAUGGCAUGAAAUGGAGGUUCCUAGAAGCAAGAAGAAAGAGAAGCAGGGUCCUGAGCGAAAGAGGAUCAAGAAGGAACCUGUUGCCCGAAAGUCCGGGCUGCUGUUCGGCAUGGGGCUGUCCGGGAUCCGAGCUGGCUACCCCCUCUCUGAGCGCCAGCAGGUGGCUCUCCUCAUGCAGAUGACAGCGGAGGAGUCUGCAAACAGCCCAGUAGACACCACACCAAAGCACCCCUCCCAGUCUGCAGUGUGUCAGAAGGGGACACCCAGCUCUGCCUCAAAAACCAAAGACAAAGUCAACAAGAGGAACGAGCGGGGUGAGACCCGCCUGCACCGUGCCGCCAUCAGGGGGGAUGCCCGGCGCAUCAAGGAGCUCAUCAGCGAGGGCGCCGACGUCAACGUCAAGGACUUUGCGGGCUGGACGGCGCUGCACGAGGCCUGCAACCGGGGCUACUACGACGUUGCCAAGCAGCUGCUGGCCGCAGGCGCGGAGGUGAACACCAAGGGCCUGGACGACGACACGCCACUGCAUGACGCCGCCAACAACGGGCACUACAAGGUGGUGAAGUUGCUGCUGCGGUAUGGAGGAAACCCUCAGCAGAGCAACAGGAAAGGGGAGACGCCACUCAAAGUGGCCAACUCCCCCACCAUGGUGAACCUCCUGCUAGGCAAAGGCACGUACACCUCCAGCGAGGAGAGCUCCACGGAGAGCUCCGAGGAGGAGGACGCCCCGUCCUUCGCACCUUCCAGCUCUGUCGAUGGCAACAACACGGACUCCGAGUUCGAGAAGGGCCUGAAGCUCAAGGCCAAGAACCCAGAGCCGCCGAAGACCGUGGCGCCCGUCAAGGACGAGUAUGAGUUUGACGAGGAUGACGAGCAGGACAGGGUCCCGCCCGUGGACGACAAGCACCUGCUGAAGAAGGACUACAGGAAGGAGCCCAAGGCCAGCAGCUUCGUGUCAAUCCCCAAGAUGGACGUCAAGAGCUAUGCCAAGAACAGCUCCGCCGCACCAAAGAAAGCUGCCCAUCGCAUCUUGUCGGAUACCUCGGACGAGGAGGAUGCCGGCCUGGCCGUGGGCGCCGGGGAGAAGCUGAGGCUGUCGGCGCACACCGUCCUGCCCAGCUCGAAGGCCCGAGAGCCCUCGGCCUCCCGGCAGCAGAAGGAGAAGAGCAAAGUGAGGAAGAAGCGGAAGAAGGAAGCCCGCGGCAAGGAAGUGCGGUCUGGGAAGAGGAGCGACAAGCUGUGCUCCUCCGAGUCCGAGAGCCAGUCCUCUGAGAGCGAGGAGGACGGGGACUCAGUGGGCAGCACAGGCUGCCUCAAGGGCUCCCCGCUGCUGCUGAAGGACCCCUCCCUGUUCAGCUCGCUGUCGGCCUCCUCCACCUCGUCCCACGGCAGCACUGCCACGCAGAAGCACGGCACCAGCCACGCCGACCAGCACAGCAAGCACUGGCGCGCGGACAGCUGGAAAGCCAUGUCCUCCCCCGCCUGGUCCCAGGUCAGCUCUCUGUCCGACUCCUCGGGCACGGGCCUGGCAAGCGAGUCGGACUGCUCCUCCGAGGGCUCCAGCCUGGAGUCCCUGAAGCCCGCGAGGAGGAAGCAGGAGCACCGCAGGAGGGGCGGCACGCAGAGCCUGCCGCCAGAGAAGAGGGCCGCCUUCCACCCCAGCGUGGACGGCGCCGUGCCCAAGCUGGACAAGGAGGGCAAGGUGGUCAAGAAACACAAGACGAAACACAGACACAAAAACAAGGAGAAGGGGCAGUGCCCCGGCAGCCAGGAGCUGAAGCUGAAGAGCUUCGCCUACGAGUACGAGGACCCCAGGCCCAAGGCCGACAAGGCCGCCCUCCUGGACGGCGACGUCUCCACGGAGGGCAGGCUGCGGGUGCUGAAGCACGACCGAGACCACCUCAAGCGGGAGGAGAGGCUGGGCAGGACGAAGCCCGAGGACAAGGAGUGGCUCUUCAGAGACGAGAAACCCCUCAAGAGGACCAAGGACCUGGGCAGGGACGGCGGCAGGGCCUUCCGGGAGGAGAAGGACCGGGCCAGCAGGGCCGAGCGGGAGAGGUUGGGCAAGGAGAAGUCCCCCAAGGAGGAGAGGCUGCGGUCCUACAAGGAGGAGAGGAAGAAGAAGGCUCGGGACCGGCCCGCCAAACCAGAGAAGAAGAGUGAUGCCAAGGAGGACCGGAUGGCCAAGGAGAAGGCCCUGAAGGAGGACCGGGAGCGGCUGCGGAGGGAGAAGGCCUACCGGGAGGACGCCACCUUCGAGGACUGCUGCCACAGGGGCCACUUCCUGGAGAGCGAGGACACCAAGCUCAGCCUGUCCGACGACCAGCAGGACAGGUGGUUUUCUGACCUCUCCGACUCCUCCUUCGACUUCAAAGGGGAGGACAGCUGGGACUCCCCAGUGACGGACUACAGGGACAUCAAGAGCGACUCUGUGGCCAAACUCAUCUUGGAAACGGUGAAGGAGGACAGCAAGGAGAAGAAGCGGGACAAGGCCCGGGAAAAGCGAGACCUCCGAGACUCUUUCUUCCGGAAGAAGGAGCGGGACUAUCUGGACAAGAACUCGGAGAAGAGGAGAGACCCGACGGAGAAGCACAAGGGCCUGCCCGGCCAUCUUCCCGACAGGGACAAGAGGAGGAGAGAGUCCUGCGAGGGCACGCGGGAGCGCAAGGACCCGCACCGGGAGGAGCUGAAGGAGUGCGCCUGCGAGGCCGCCUUCAAGGACAAGCCCGACUGCGACCUGGCCAAGGGCCUGGAGCCCUGGGAGCGCCACCACGCUGCCCGCGAGAAGGAGCGGAAGGAGAAGGCGCGCUCCGAGAGGCACAAGGACAAGCCCCAGGACAGGGACCGUGGUGAGAAGGGUCCCAAGGACAGAGACUUGGACAGGUGCCUCAAGGAGAGGAAGGACGGCAAGGAGAAGCACAAGGACGUGCAUGGCAGAGACAGAGACAGGAGGGCCGGCCUGGACCUCGCCCGGGAGAGGAAGGACAAGGCCUUCCCCACAGCCCCCGAGGACGCCGCCGAAAAGAGAGACGAGAAGAAGGGGAAGGAGAAGAGCUGGUACAUCGCAGACAUCUUCACGGACGAGAGCGAGGACGAGAAGGAGCAGUACCUGGCCCCCGGGCUCCGAGCAGGGGAGGCCUGCGAGGCCCCCAGGGCGGACGGCCUCCAGGAGCGGGAGGACGGGAGGGAGCCGCCCCCCGCAGACAGGCACAGGAAGUGCCCCUCGGACAGGCCACACGAGAAGCCCCGGGACAAAGAGCCCAAAGAGAAGAGGAAGGACAGGGGCGCCACCGAGGCGGGCAGAGACAAGAAGGAGAAGGCCCUGGAGAAGCAGCACCGGGAGAAGAGAGACAAGGACCGCAAGGACCGCGCCCUGGCCGAGGCUGCCCAGGAGAGGCGCAGCAGGCAGAGGCCGCCUGAGAAGGUGGAGAGGAAGCACCCCGUGGACGACAGGGCCAAGGGCAAGCACAAGGAGAAGCCGGACAAGGAGCGGAGGGCCUCCCGGGGCGCCGAGGCGGAGCGCAGCCUGCUGGAGCGGCUGGAGGAGGAGGCGCUGCAGGAGGGCCGGGAGGAGGCGCACGACAAGGCCAGCGAGGUCUCCUCGGACAGCUUCACCGACCGCGGCCCCGAGCCCGGCCUGAGCGCCCUCCUGGAGGUGUCCUUCUCCGAGCCGCCCGAGGACAAGGCCCGCGAGGGCCCCUGCCUGGCCGAGAGGCUGAGGGAGAAGGAGCGGCACCGGCACUCCUCCUCCUCCUCCAAGAAGAGCCAUGAGCGCGAGCGGGCCAAGAAGGAGAAGGCCGAGAGGAAGGAGAAGGCCGAGGACCACAGGGACGGGGGCCGGAGGGAGCCCGGCCAGUACGAGAAGGACUUCCUGGAGGCCGAGGCCUGCGGCAUCACCUUCGCCGUGAAGGCCGAGGGCGAGGAGGAGCUGGACAAGGCCUCCGAGGGCUUUGCUGAGAAGAGGGAGAGGAGCGAGCCCGAGAGGGAGCCUCCCAAGAAGGUGGAGAAGGAGCUGAAGCCUUUCGGGUCCAGUGCCGCCAGCGCCCUGAAGGAGAAGAGGAGGAGGGAGAAGCAUCGGGACCGGUGGCGGGACGAGAAGGACAAGCACAGGGACAGGCACCACAAGGAGGAGCUGCGGCCCGCCACCAGGGACAAGGAGAAGGGCCGGGAGGAGGCCCCAAAGCCGGGUGAGACCAAGGCCAAGGAGAGGCCCCGAGACGGCACAGAGAGGGAGAGGGGCGACCCCACCAAGGUCAGCAACGGCAUGGACAAGCUCCCGCCGCCCAGAGACCCCGGCAAGAAGGACGCCCGACCCCGGGAGAAGCUGCUGGGGGACGGCGACCUGAUGAUGACCAGCUUCGAGCGGAUGCUGUCCCAGAAGGACCUGGAGAUCGAGGAGCGGCACAAGCGGCACAAGGAGCGCAUGAGGCAGAUGGAGAAGCUGCGGCACAGGUCGGGAGACCCCAAGCUCAGGGAGAAGGCGAAGCCCGCCGACGACGGGCGCAGGAAGGGCCUGGACGCCGUGCCCAAAAAGACCCUGGGGCCGGACCCUCCCUUCAAAGAGAAGAAGCUCAAGGAGUCUGCUCCCACGCCUCCCGUCCCCGAGAGCAAGCCCCCGCCAGGGCCAGGCGCCGAGGCCAAAGACUGGUCCAGCGGGCCGCCCCUGAAGGAGGCCCUGCCCGCCUCGCCCCGGCCGGAGCAGAGCCGACCCGCGGGGGUGCCCACGCCCACCUCGCUGGUGUCAGGCCCCAGCUACGAGGAGCUGCACACGCCCCGGACCCCGUCCUGCAGCGCCGACGACUACUCCGACCUGGUGUUCGACUGCACGGACGCCCCGCACCCGCUGCCCGCCGCCUCCACCGCCAGCGCCUGCUCCCCGCCCUUCUUCGACAGGUUCUCUGUGGCCCCGAGCGGGGCUCCCGAGCUCCCGGGCCAGACGCCCACCAGGCCUGUCUCCACGAGCCUGUACCGCUCCAUCUCCGUGGACGUCAGGCGGACCCCCGAGGAGGAGUUCAGCGUGGGGGACAAGCUGUUCAGACAGCAGAGCGUGCCUGCCGCCGCCAGCUUCGACUCUCCCGGCCAGCACUUGCUGGAGGACAAGGCUCCCCUGCCGCCCGUCCCAGCAGACAAGUUCACCUGCCUGUCCCCCGGCUACUACUCCCCUGACUACGGCCUCCCCUCGCCCAAGGCCGCCGCGGUCAGCAGCGCGCCCUCCCCGGAGGCCAUGUUCUCUGGCCUACCAGCCAAGCCCUCCCCUGCCCCCAGAGGCGAGCUCUUGGCCCCCGCCAUUGAGGGGGCCCUGCCCCCGGACUUGGGCCUUCCUCUGGAUGCCACGGAGGACCAGCAGGCCACGGCGGCCAUCAUCCCCCCAGAGCCCAGCUACCUGGAGCCCUUGGAUGAGGGCCCCUUCAGCACCGUCAUCACCCAGGAGCCGGUCGAGUGGGCCCCGCCUGCCACCGAGCAGGCCCUUUCCUCUGCCCUGAUCGCCGGUGCCUCUGAAAACCCGGUCAGCUGGCCGGUGGGCUCUGACCUUCUGUUGAAGUCUCCACAGAGGUUCCCGGAGUCCCCCAAACACUUCUGCCCUGCAGAGACCCUGCACGCCACUGUCCCGGGACCCUUUGGCGCCGCGGAGCCCCCCUACCCCGUCUCCCCAGGCUCCUACCCCUUGCCAGCUGCCGAGCCGGGCCUGGAGGAGGUCAGAGACGACGGGGCGGGAGCCAUCUCUGUGGCCAUUUCCACCACGGAAGGAGCUACUGCUUACGCCACCCCUGCCCGGCUGGACUCUUUCUUCAGCAGCUGCAAGCCACUUCCCAACGCACCCCUUGAUGUGGCCCCUGAGCCCACCUGUGUUGCCACGGUGACCCAGGUGGAAGCUCUGGGGCCCCUGGAGAGCAGCUUCCUGGAUGGUGGCCACAGCCUGUCUGCCCUUGGCCAGGGUGAGCCAGUGCCCUGGCACGAGGCCUUCACCAGCCCCGAGGACGACCUGGACCUGGGGCCCUUCUCGCUGCCCGAGCUCCCUCUCCAGCCCAAAGACGCCUCGGAUGUCGAGACGGAACCCGUGGAAGGGAGUCCCGUCCCACCAGAGGAGAGCACCCCCGGGACGGAGGGACAGCCUGUGCUGCCUCCUGACCAGGCCUCUCCCUGCCUCCCCACUGAGCCUGAGCCCUCAGAGGAGCCAAAGCUGGACGUGGUUCUGGAAGCCACGGUGGAAGCAGAGACUGUGGCAGACGAGAGGGCCCCUGAGGACUCGGACUCCAGCUCAGCACCGGCCCCAGGCCUCCCCGAACAGUGUCCCCUGGGGGGUGGAGCUGAGGAGGCCAAGACUGAAGAUCCCUCCACCACUCCCCACCACGUACUCGAUGGCCCUGCCACGGAUGGUGCGGCACAGACACCUGACAGUGCUGAAGUCACCCCUGCUGCCACCCCCGUGGAAGGGCCCCCAGGCAGCGUCCAGCCAGAUGCUACGGAUCCAGAGCCCAAGCCCACAGCCGAGGCCCCGAAGGCCCCCAAGGUGGAGGAGGUCCCUCAGCGCAUGACCAGGAACCGGGCCCAGAUGCUGGCCAGCCAGAGCAAGCAGAGCACGCCUCCCACGGAGAAGGAGCCCGCCCCCACGCCCACCCCGGCCUCCAGGGCCAAGGGCCGCGCCUCCGAGGAGGAGGAUGCCCAGGCCCAGCACCCCCGCAAGCGCCGCUUCCAGCGCUCUAGCCAACAGCUGCAGCAGCAGCUGAACACAAGCACGCAGCAGACGCGGGAGGUCAUCCAGCAGACACUGGCCGCCAUCGUGGACGCCAUCAAGCUGGAUGACAUCGAGCCCUACCACAGCGACAGGUCCAACCCCUACUUCGAGUACCUUCAGAUCCGAAAGAAGAUCGAGGAGAAGCGCAAGAUCCUCUGCUACAUCACGCCCCAGGCACCCCAGUGCUACGCCGAGUACGUCACCUACACUGGGUCCUACCUCCUGGACGGCAAGCCGCUCAGCAAGCUGCACAUCCCCGUGAUCGCACCCCCCCCCUCCCUGGCAGAGCCCCUGAAGGAGCUGUUCAAACAGCAGGAGACCGUGCGGGGAAAGCUGCGUCUGCAGCACAGCAUCGAGCGGGAGAAGCUGAUCGUGUCCUGCGAGCAGGAGAUCCUGCGGGUUCACUGCCGGGCGGCCAGGACCAUCGCCAACCAGGCAGUGCCCUUCAGUGCCUGCACGAUGCUGCUGGACUCCGAGGUCUACAACAUGCCUCUGGAAAGCCAGGGCGAUGAGAACAAGUCCGUGCGAGAUCGCUUCAACGCCCGCCAGUUCAUCUCCUGGCUGCAGGACGUGGACGACAAGUAUGACCGCAUGAAGACUUGCCUCCUGAUGCGGCAGCAGCACGAGGCUGCGGCCCUCAACGCCGUGCAGAGGAUGGAGUGGCAGCUGAAGGCGCAGGAGCUGGACCCCGCCGGGCACAAGUCGCUGUGCGUGAACGAGGUGCCCUCCUUCUACGUGCCCAUGGUCGAUGUCAACGAUGACUUUGUGCUGCUGCCAGCGUGACACCUCAGGAAGGUCGCAGGACACCAGCGAGGGCUGUCGUCACCAGUGCUGCCAACACUCCUGCGGCGCAGGAGGGCACCGUGCCGGCUGUGUGGGAGGAGCCCAGAGACUGCACCUGGCCACACGCCUCCCCUGCAGACCGGCCAGGAGGCCAGGAGGCCAGGAGGCCAGGGUCUUUACCAGCAGUGGCAGGGAGCACGGGCCCCCAUGCUCAGCGCCUCACUGGCCCAGCAGGAGGAGGAGACCGCGGCCCGUCCAGAGGGGCACCUGGGUCCCUCCCGGCCAGCCGCAGGCACCUGGGGAGCAGGAGAGUGCACUUUUGAAGUCCUCACUCCCUUCUGAUCAACUAAAGGAUCGACUGAGGCAUCCACCUCGCACAACAGUGACCUCCGGUCGGGGGCAGGGGCGCCCGCCUGCCAUGGUCCUCAGGAUAGGCUGGGACACUGGGGUCGCUGGUGCCGGGCGAGGGCCACCUGUCGGCCGCAGAGGGACUCAGCCAGGACUCUCCGAUAGUGUUUUUAAUGGAGUCAAAUCCACGUGGUUUGUAUAUUUUUUCCUUUAAUCUUGGGCAUUUUGUUUCUCUUUCUGAGAACGUAACUUGAAACACUACAGAGCCAAUAAUCCUAUAGAGAGUAUCCGCGAACGCUGUACAGUUUUAUAUACAUUCACAAUGUACUUUUGCUGCCUUCUAGAUAAUUUAUUUUGCAACACAUUACUGCACAGUUGUAAAUAACUUAUGUACUGUAACAUCACUUUCAGUUAUGUGUAAAGAAAUAAAUAAAUUAAUUAAAAUGC
Sciurus carolinensis (gray squirrel) is the source of this 8756-nucleotide messenger RNA. RefSeq names its product ankyrin repeat domain containing 11 (gene Ankrd11). Gene Ontology annotation, biological process: anatomical structure morphogenesis. Gene Ontology annotation, cellular component: nucleus. Bases 357 to 7961 code for a protein of 2534 amino acids. The transcript has 14 exons. Lineage: Eukaryota; Metazoa; Chordata; Mammalia; Rodentia; Sciuridae. Gene Ontology annotation, molecular function: protein binding. The record is from RefSeq and is a predicted model, not a curated record.